Messenger RNA from Mugil cephalus (flathead mullet), 3826 nucleotides. Its product is annotated as protein shisa-like-2A. NCBI's taxonomy places the organism in Eukaryota, Metazoa, Chordata, Actinopteri, Mugiliformes, Mugilidae. The record is from RefSeq and is a predicted model, not a curated record. The transcript is spliced from 3 exons. The coding region runs from base 113 to 619 and encodes 168 amino acids.
GUUUGAUGCUGAUACGAAGUGAGGUCGCUACAACGGGAGAUGGAUGGACUGAGGCUUUCAACGUGCACCACAACACACUCCGCUUUCCACGCGCGGACAGUCAACGUCUGAUAUGAGCGCGGACUGCGAAAGUUACUACACCAAAGAAAAGGUGUUCGUGGAGGGCUUCACGUGUCCGAAAGCGGACAGUGACACCACGGCACUUUUCUGCUGCGGGUUCAGCGACUUGAAGUACUGCUGCGAUGACCCCAACAGCUUUUUCCCCUACGAAUAUGGAUACAUGUGGUGGUUAAGUCUCGGAGCUCUGGUGGGUCUCUCGGUAGCAGCCGUCGUUCUCCUCGCCUUCAUCAUCACCCUGUGCGUGCUCUGCUACCUGUUCAUCACCACGAAACCCAGAGGUCUGGACAAUGGGCUGCCUCUCCGAGCGCCAGGUUCAACCUCCAGUCCACAAGGACCCGGGCCCAGUCACAGCAGUGCCCCCGCAGGUCCUCAAGGCCUCAGGAAGCACUUUCUGAGGGGCAAGUUGGACUGUGACAACCAGCCCCCGGACCCUGACCGUCUUUUCCAGCGCUGUUUCAUGGCCACUGUCACAUCCAUCAACGUCGAGGGUCCAUCAUAGACUCUUUAGAUUCUCCGUUUCUCUUUUGGAUUGGCUACUUUUGCUUUCUUUCCCAAAUGUCACCACCAAACUUUAUUUUUACACUUUAUAAGAGACCAAGAGAUAAAAUAAAAUAAAAUAAAAUAAAAUAAAAUAAAAUAAAAUAAAAUAAAAUAAAAUAAAUCUGCAAACUGGAAUUCCUCCUAAAAGUCUGAGGCAAAUUCAAAUGGCUUGAUCUGAAAAUGUAGCAGAAUUUACAAAUGUUUUUAUGGUUGCUGAUUGUUUUUGAUUUCUUAGCUUUAUAGCUUUAAUACGGGAAGUCACAUAAAUGAUUUGUUUAAUUUGUUUGUGUAUUAUGACUAGUAUAUGGCUCAAUAUCAAGGCAACAGAAAAGGGCUUCGGCUCCUUGAAAUGAAAGUAGAGAACACAACUCUGAUAUAAAUCUGUUCAACCGAGCGUGGCGGCCUGAAGGAAAGCCAACAAAACAAAACUUAAUGAUUAUGUAGACAUCUAAAUACAACUAAAUACUUGUGGUAAAUCUGGAGAACGUGGUGGUUUGAAGACGAAAAAACUUGAACACAGAUUUCGUUUGAAGUGUGGUCUUAAAUAGUUUUUAGACAAAUGAGACAAACUGAAUUAGAAUAAAUACAUUUAUGCUUAUUUCCCUAAAAAUGUUCCCAAAGUCCAGUCUCUGAAUAAUGAGCAACUUCUAACAUACACCUGGGAAUGUUUUGGUGUAGCCAAAAGCCAGAGUGAUUUUGACUCAGUAAAUUGUUCAGGUCUCUGUGGGGCACUGAGUUUAACCUCGUUUAUGUUCCUGUUCUUUUUUAUUUAACCUUUUAUCUCCAGGACCAAUAGAAACGUUCGGUACAGACAGCCAUUGAACUGUAAAUAUGAGCCUAUGGUUCUCACUGCUGCUGUGUGGUUUUAUGUGUAUUAUGUGUAAAUCUUCAGAGAGAUCUAAGACAUUACUGAAGGACCUGACAUAGUGUCACAUUCUGGUUGCGCUGUGUGGUUGUCUCAUUACACACGUCCUUAUGGGAUGAUUCAGAUGUGAAAUGUCCUGUUCUGUAGCAGCCGCAUUUAGUUUCAUAAUGUUGACUUGUCACUAUGUUAUUUUUUGUAAAUCCUUUUUAGAACUAUGGUCCACCCAACUAUAAGAAGUAUUCUCGUUAAAGUCCAUGGACAUUGAUACUCGUGGUCCAGCUUUACUGACCUAGGUUUAGACUUCACAAGAAAUUGGAAAGUACAUGGUCACCUGCAUAGAGCCUGGCCUCAUGUUGAUGAAAUAUGGGUCCACUUGGGUCCAUACACAGAUCAGUCACAAUAUUAAAACCACUGACAGGAGAAGUGAAUAACAGUGACCAUCUUGUGACAAUACAAUGUUUUGCUGGAAUUUUUAGAUCUGGCAUUCAUGUAGAUGUUCAUGUAGCACCCACCAAGACCAGACCAGGCACCCCGACCCUGUAACAAUGACACUCUUUGAUGGCAGCAGCCAUCCCCAGCAGGAUGCAGACUAACACUGAGACACACACAUGCAAAAAGUAUAACACUGGCUCUCAAUAAUUCUUAGGUUUUACAAGCACAUUGAAUACCAUGAUGGUAAAUGUUGAUCUAUUUAUAUAGUUCUUUUCUACGUAUUGGUACUCUACAGUCACACAUUCGUUCACACAAGCGUUGAGUUUCACACCCUGGUGCCGAGCACCGGGGGCAAUCUGUGGUUCAGCGUCUUGCUCAAAUGAUACUUUGGCAUGUGGUCCAUGUACAGGUAUGGUGGAUCAAACCACUACAUCUUUGGUUUGUGCACAACUGUGCACCUCCUGAGCCUCAUAUAUGAUUGUGGGAACAAAGAUGUAGCAGGAACAGUUUAUUACCGUAUGCAGCCUAUCCUCUUGUCUUUAUUUUGCAUUAACUGAAAAAAAAGAAAGGUUUGCACCUUUAAAUAUUUCAUUCACUUGGAGUGACACAUGGUUAUAUACCACGACAGGUGGAUUUCUUUUGAUGUGGGCAAAUAAACCCCUUAUGUAAAUAUGCGAUAUAAAAGUGACAUUAUGCAUGCAAUGGGAUUACAUGGGGUGACAACAGAUUGUCUCUCACAGCAGCAAUAAAGCCAGGAAUUGAUGACAAAGCUACAUUUUACUUUGCGUGAAAUGUCAGUAAGUGGUUUUCCUUUAGGAGUAAAUGAUUGCUUAUUUCGGUUAAAUAUGUGACCAGCGCUUCUAUAUCAUCCAGGCAAAUAGGGUGAACAAACAGUAUAAAAUAUGGGCUCCACACCACAGAGGCUUUCUAACAGAGAGCAUGAUUACAGAACCAGUGGACCAGACCCAGAAGUUUCUGUAUGAAUUUAUUUGUAUGUUUUGUAAUUUAUUUGUAUCUAGCAAGACAAAAAAAGGAGUUAACAACCCCAAGCUAUGAGUAAGGUAGGUAAUUGGCAGCAUUUUUAGGUGAAAACUCGUGUGUUAACUUGUGAGCUGGUUGUCAGUGUCUUGGCAAUGUGUGUCCAUGACUGUGAGGGGCUUUUGAACAAUGACAUGAACUCCUCCUAAAGAAAGUCGGGAUCUUUAUUUAAUAUUUAUUAUGUAAAUUAUUUUAAAAGAAAAUCAGGGGUACCUGAAUUAACUGUGAGCUGACUUUGUGCUUUCCCACACACCUUGUCACAUAUGCAACCAUCAGUCGUGUGCUUAGAGCUUAAAACCUGGACAAAGACUGGUCAGGCCGACGCUCCGCUUCGGAAACCAUUUAUGUUUUGCUUUACGCCACAGCUGUGAAAAUCCAUGUCUAUGCCAUGACUGCUCAUUUCACUUUGAGAGUCUUUAUGUAACGUCGCUCUCCCCCUCAUUAACGCGACUGGUUAUGUUUGAAAUAAAUGUACCUUCAGCUAAACAUCCGGCAGCUCAAGUGCCUCUUACUGACAAACUUGUAUUUCCCGAAGUUAUUAAAGUUGUAGCUCAUGCUUUGCGUCUCCUCUCUCGAUGCUUAACCCUGAUCUUAGUUCAGCUUGAAUAGUGCGGUGAAACCAAAGCUGCUGUGGGAGCUGUUCAGAUUAUUAAUUCUUUGCUGCAGGGUGUUAUGGCUUAUGAUAUCAGACAUGUCAGUCAGAUCGUAUGAGCCCACGUUAAAUCAUUUAUUAUUUACCACUCGCAUGAAAACGCAUGACAGAGAAGCAAAAUAUCUCCAGGAUGAAAUACGUUGAAACGCGACACCUCAGAAAGUGCCUUGACGGUGUGA